AUGAGCAAAGAUAAUAAGCUAAAAGAGUUUAUAAAACAAUGUUUGUGUUCUGUUUCAUGUGCCAUGAGAGAUGACUUGGAUUGUGUCUCUCACAUUCAUCUUUCAGAUCCAAACAUUGAAUGGUUCGAGUCAAUACAACGCUCUAGCAAUCAAUUCAUACUGGAAUCUCCUAUUGUGUCCCUUUCCCCUUUUAAUCGGACUAAACGAGAUUUAUUCCAUAAAACUAUUGCCAGAUUACCAACAUUUACUACUUGCGACUCGUUCAAAAACAAACCGUUGCAUCAAAUUUUACAGUCCAUUGUGCAUGACUGUUCAGAUCAUUUACAAACGGUAUCAUUGGUUUCAACUACCUCGGUCGAAUCUUUAGACUCGACGUUGUUUCGCGAAUUGUGUGUUGACAGAUCUGACGUUGAAUUUAUGGAACAAAUUAUACCAGAAAAAUCUUCAUGUUCAUUAAAAAAUGAACCAUGUAUCAAAGUGUCCACCAUGAAUAUCUCACAAAUGAGCGAAUACGUUCUUGUAGAAAAAUCGAAAAUUAUAGAUACUACGGAGUUCAAAGUCUUUUUAGCACAAGAUCGUGUUCAUGCUGAACCACUAGAGUCAUUGUCCAGUGUAUUGGAUAUCGAUCAUAUCUUCUCAAACAGCUUAGAAGAAUUUGAUUCAAUGAUUUCAGAUCACUCAAUUGCUCAAGAUCUACUGUCGUGUGUUAGUCAUGUACCAAACGUGCUUUACAAGGAAGUCCGUGAUGCUGCUUUUGAUCAGCCAUCCACGCAUAGGCUUAAACAAAUAACAGAAAUGCCAGCAUUAUGUUUGGCGCAAUCAAGUCAAAAUACACCACCCAACAUUAAAUCUACCAUUACUUUGCUUGACUUGAAGCCAAUGAAAGUAUCUACUACUUGUCAACUUGAAAUGCUUUCGUGGGACCUCACAAACGCACUCGUCACCAUCAAUAAACAUAGCCAGAUAAGCUCAACCCAUUUCAAACCUUUGGUAAUAUCUUCAACAGUAUGGCGCAAAGAACUACUUUUGGCUGAAUAUGCAAUGGAUGUGUUUUCACACUCACGAAAAGUGAUACAGCAGUUGAUGAUAAAGUAUGAGCCGUUGAAACAUUCAGAUCUGCAAUUUCUAGUAGAUCAGGUCGCGACUACAUUUAUUUCGCAAUUGUCCGAAUUGCCGAUCGGUAAAAAGUACACAGUAUCCGACGUCGGCAACUCAAUGGCAAAUAAAAGAACUCGUAGUCAAUACGAAGAUGACAUGACAGGAGGAAUGGAUCAUCCAAGUGUAUGUCUGCAAAAAAACACUGCAUCUAUCGUUCAAUUUUCUGUUUCCGACUCUGUAAAUGACUAUAUUCGGAUUCGCGAUAAAUCAGCCACAAAAGUAUUCUCACGUUCAAUGGAUGCACCAUCACCAUCCAUGUCCUUUAUUCAUAUCCAAUCCCCAAGCCAUUUCAACACGCAUCCUCCAUUCAUUCAAACCGAAAAUGUGGUCGACUCAUCAGAGCAGUUAUAUACUUCAAGCCAUAUCUAUUUGGCUACACCGGCAGUGUUUCUCAAUGGCGCAUUGGUUAAUCACCUUGCGAAUCGCUAUCACAUUGAACUUUAUGAACGGUCGUAUGGAUUAUGCAACCCUAAAUCAAGUAACUCGGUCCAGAUCAUUGCUUUGGAUGAACGCAAUUGUACCAUAUUAUACCCCAUCCAAAUGCUAUCGCAGCAAUCCCAGGUGCAAAUUCAACAUAUUGAGAGAAAGUUUGAUCCAUCACUGGUUUUAAAUUCUCCACUGGGAAAUAUCAUUUUAGAUGUAGCAUUGCGAUUUACGCAAAUCCAUCUCAUAUUGACAGGAAUCUGUAGUGGCAAUGAGGCAUUUGCCAUGACACCUCCUGUACAACAUGUAUUGGCUCAUCUAUGCGUGUUUUCUUCUGUGCUAAAAGAAAAAGUUGGGACAUCACUCAGGUGGACUUUGGGUGGCAGUUUAGAUCAUGUAGCUCAUUCAAUUAGAAAGCUGGGCAAUGAUAUAGCAUUGCUGAUGGAUUCAGAAAUCAACUCGGAUGCCAUGGUCAAGAAUGAAUAUAUGAAUGGCAAACCAUGGAGGUCACAAAGCAUGUGGGAGAAUAGAGGAUGGCUGCAUCACGAUCAGAAUCCAGUUGAGUUUAUGGCUUUUAAUCUAACCACACCUGUCAAACAUAGUGUGUUGUUGUGUAUGUUUCCUACACUCAAUGCCAUGAAUGUGGAGAUUAUACUUGCACAAAACAGUCUAUAUGAGCUGGCUCAGAUGCAUGCCGAGUUGGUGAUUGAUGAGCUGAGUUUGUGGGUAGAGUCGGAACGGUUGAGGGUAUUUCUCGAAUUAUUUUUGUAA
This is a messenger RNA of Batrachochytrium dendrobatidis JAM81, 2352 nucleotides long. RefSeq lists its product as uncharacterized. NCBI's taxonomy places the organism in Eukaryota, Fungi, Chytridiomycota, Chytridiomycetes, Rhizophydiales. The record is from RefSeq and is a predicted model, not a curated record. The transcript has 9 exons. The coding region runs from base 1 to 2352 and encodes 783 amino acids.